GGAAGUGUUAAUGAUUCAAGUUAAGAAAGACCUUCACUUCCUCCUUCUGUGCUUGUAGGGCUGGGCUGCCAAGGAGACUGCAGCGUCCUCCCUGGCACUCACAGGCAAAAUGGACCAGGAAACCCUGGGAAGCGUUGUCCUCCUCGCCAUUGUCACCUUGAUAAGUGUUGUCCAGAAUGCUUUUUUUGCGAGCAAAGUGGAGCAUGAAAGCAAAUACUGCAAUAGCAAGGCGUUCCAGCGAUCAGGAUCCUCUGCCUUUGAUCGCGUCUACACUGCCAACCAGAACUGCGGACAUGCAUACCCCACGUUCCUCGCUGUGCUCUGGUGCGCUGGACUUCUCUGCAGCCCAGCUCCUGCCGCCUUUGCCGGCCUGAUGUACCUGUUUGUGAGGCAGAAGUACUUUGUGGGCUACCUGGGGGAGAGGACUCAGAGCACUCCCGGUCACCUGUUUGGAAAGCGCAUCAUUUUGUUCCUGUUCCUCAUGUCCGUGGCUGGAAUACUCAACUACUAUCUCAUCUUCUUUUUCGGAAGUGACUUUGAAGUGCACAUAAAAACCAUAACCAGCGCGAUCUCUCCAUUGUUGCUCAUACCCUAGCUCCCCAUAGCACUGAGGGGGUCAGCAUGCUUAAUGUAUUGAUACCCAGAAGCAGCCAUAAUUCAACUGUUUAAGAAAUGAACCCAUAACCCUUUUAGAUUGCUGUAAAUCUCAUGCUUGAUGGGCUUUGUAGCUUGAUUUAACCUUGCUUUUUCCUUCAGGAAAAGAUUUAUCGUGAGCACUCAGCAUGCCCACAGAAUGGUAACAUCUUCCAGUUAAUUCUUUGGAUUUUUUUUCUCUAAACUGCAGUUUUUGAGCUGAUUGCAUGACUGGAAGGGACAUUGUAUGCUUGCUUUGUAAUUGUGUUGUACUUAGCUUUUGCUUCAAGACCCAGGAGCCCCUCAGUGUUGUUCCUGACCAAUGGCUUCUGCAGUUAUCCUCAUGCACAAUCAGAGCCUUCUGCCAGCAUCCCACACACCUUGGCCCAGUAAAGGCAUGGACCAGCCUCUUCACCUACCCUUCACCUCCCACUUGGUGACCGAGAUUCUGCUGCUGCAGGGCAGCAAACUGACCUCUGUCUGGUCUUCCUUGAUAAAUAUACAUGUGUGUAAUGCUCUUGACACUGAUCCCAGCCUUUUUGUUCUUCCAGAGAUGUGGAAAGGGGUCUUGAGUAAAUGAGAAGCUGGAGUAUCGACAGAGGGGUUGGAUUUGAUUUGCUUGGCUUUGUUUAAUAAAACUAUAAAAGGAAGAAAUCUGUUUGCUCCCAUCUUCUAUGCCUGGUGCAUGAUCUGUGUGCUCCACAACCCAGCAGCUGGCUGGUAAGCGGAGUGAGAGCAGCAGCACCAGGCUCAUUGCAGCCCUGCAUAGACACAAGUUUAACAGCUCCCUCUCUAUGAGCAAGUUCAGUGUUCUGCCUCUGUCUCUAACAAUGUGUCCCUACAAGUCCAUACCGAGGAGCGACUGGAUUAGAGAAGAGGACCGAGGCAGGCAAACAGGCCGGUGCAAUCUUUCUAAGCAUUGCUACCCUAUGAGUGCUUAAGCUUUUAAGCCUGUCUGAUUGCUGCAUGCAGGGUGGAUAAAGCUGUAUUUUAUGACUCCUUUGGGAGGGACAGAGACAGAGACUCCUCGCUCUGCUAGAAGAGGGUUUGCAGAG
Molecule: messenger RNA, 1688 nt
Organism: Pezoporus flaviventris
Lineage: Eukaryota; Metazoa; Chordata; Aves; Psittaciformes; Psittacidae
Gene: ALOX5AP
Product: arachidonate 5-lipoxygenase activating protein
Exons: 5
Coding region: 110-595 (161 amino acids)
Biological process (GO): leukotriene biosynthetic process
Cellular component (GO): endoplasmic reticulum; membrane; nuclear envelope
Molecular function (GO): glutathione peroxidase activity; enzyme activator activity; glutathione transferase activity
Source: RefSeq, a predicted model, not a curated record